Molecule: messenger RNA, 2228 nt
Organism: Ectocarpus sp. CCAP 1310/34
Lineage: Eukaryota; Phaeophyceae; Ectocarpales; Ectocarpaceae
Source: the annotation of a GenBank genome assembly
AUGCUCAACCCUUUCGUAAACGUGCUGCAAACGUCCCGCACGGAUGGAGCCAAGCUUUCACGGCCCUUGCUGUCCAACUGGUCAUUCCCAGUCCGAAGCGUUGCAGAUGGCAGGCGCCUCAAAGUUUGUGAAGCUACGAAGGAAUACAUGCACAGCAUGGAUCUUUGGCUCUUUGAACAUGGUCCGUUGGAGAACAUGCCGUUGCUACACUAUCACAGCCUGUGCCGUCAUAUGAUGUCGAAGGUUGAACAACGCGUCUCUGUCCAGUUCAUGAGUGAUGGCGUGAAGGCGCUCGAAGACGGCGGCGCCGGUGCCAGGGGUGGGAAGAAUCCCACGGGCAGACACUGGCACCUGGCUAAGGUCGGGUACGGUGCGAGCAGAACUGCCGAUGCUUUUUUGGAGAGCGUGGGCCCGGAGAUGGACAUAGGCGUUUACGUAACGGUGCACGUGGAAGACAUCCUCGUGGAUGAGGGCAACGAGUCGCUGUUGCUGGACGUCACCCUCUGCUUGUGGGACUCCCAGCUGCCCGCUGAUUUCUUCGUCGCCGAGAGCGGUCCCUCGGCCCUCGCCACCGCGCUCGCCCGAGGCUGCGAGAUCGUGGUGCCCUUCCUGGACCAGCUCCUGCCGAUGGCUGUCGAGCGUGGCAGGCGCACCUACUGCCACCGGCCCGACUGCCGGUAUCUCGCCACCGCCAACAGCGGGGGCGCGGGCUGGAGCGGUAGGGGCGGCGAUGGGAAGGGCAAGGAUGAUCCGCCGUUGUGCUUGUGUGCCGCGGGAAAGGACAUAUCUCCCUCGCUCGUGAAAGGCCUAAGAGACAGCGGACGAGCGGAGGUGCUGCCCAGGCUCUACCACGCCGUGCUGCCGACCCUUAUCGCGGUAGACGACGUCGAAGGCUUCCGUCUCAAGUCCAAUGCUCUCGUGGACGAUGAGGGAGGAGGCCGCGGCGGCUUCGCGCACCUGAAGAAGCCGGUGGGUAAGAGCUCUGGCGCGAUGCUGUCGUACAACGGGCCAAUCAGGGGGGUCGGCAACAUCGUUGAGUCCGUACCGGUGGCGGCCGUGCAAGAGCGAGGCGGCGGUGUCGCUAACCAACCUUUAGGUUCCGUUUCCCCUUCGGCGGCGAACGCCCUCGGCGGAGUCGAAGGCAACGACAGCGCCUACGCCAACGGCAAGCCCUCCUCCACCGCUGUCUCCUCUGCUAAAACCGAUUCCCUGGUGGGAGUGGACGAGGAGACACGCCGCGUUCUGGCCAAGGCCGGGUUGGGCAGGAUGCCCGCCACCACGUUCGAGUGGGUCAAGUUCGAGCGAGUCCAGCAAGGUCUGCCGGCGGACACCCCUUGCCCGGUAUGCCAGGAGCUGAAUGGCCUAAUGAGGUGCUCCAGGUGCAAGAUCGUCAAAUAUUGCUCGCGGGAAUGCCAGAAGCAGCACUGGCACACCCACCACAAGCUGGAGUGCUAUGCCGACAGCUAGUCGGCUAAUUGGUUCGCCCCGUGUAGAGAUCGGCGUAUUUGCUUCUUCUCCGUAACUCCUUCCGUUUUCUGUUCGCCCCUUUGCGAACCCAAACGGGAUUAGGGUUGAGAGUUGGGUUCUUUUCCAUAUCCCGCAGAACAGGUUCCUUUUGUUGUUGGUUUGAUUGUGUCAUAUGUGCCGUACUUGCUUUCAUGUCUCGUGGGUGUACCGUUCUGUGGAUUGGCGGGUUCCGGCUGAUGGGAGGGACAUAAUGACAUUUGCAUGCAAUCGUUGUUUCGUAUUUGAAGGUACUCUCUUGCGUGCUUGGUCCGGGAGCACCUGAGUUUAUUGAUGUUUUCUCUGCGGGGCAAAUUGCAAAUGGCACGUUCUCUGGAUUAGAUCCUUGCCGUGCGCCUCCUCCAUUUGACUGGUGAGAGAGUCCAAGUUGAUUUGCACCCGCUUUUUUGGACGCUUUGCGUUCUUUCCCUGCUCUAGCGGUUAGCGCAGCCAGUGUGUAUGUAUAUCUAGGCCAUGUCCUAACACUCGUUAGGAAGCGAUGAAGUCUUUUUCGUAAACGAAUCUCUCGCGUCCUGUCCUUUCGAAGCUGUCACAGCCUAGCGUCCUGAUGUCGUGAUAUGCAUACAGUAUGCUUUAUUUCCGCACAACAAGCAAUCGAGUUGGAGACCCCCACACCAUUUUGAAUGCAGAUUAGUUUUGGGCGCAUGUAUUUUUUAUCAUUGGACUCUGUCGACUGCCCCUCUGGCCCCCAUCCUCCACUUCUA